CGUCACCGAAAACAAACAGUGUGGUACGAAACUGUUGUCGUACCCCAUGGAUGCGUUGUUCUAGUGAGACUUUCAAAGACCAGUGUUUCCCCAAAUACGUGAUAAAGUCCACCUUCACAAAUGGUUUCUUUGAUUUGCACUUUACAAGAUCACCGUGAUGAUGUCAACUGGUGCGCGUUUUCAGCCACUCUGUUAGCCACCUGCUCUGGGGACAAAACCCUGAGAAUCUACAACACUAAGGACUUCUCCGAGCUGCCCUUCUCCCCACUCACAGGACAUGGCUAUGGUGUGCACUGCUGUUGCUUUAGCAACUGUGGUCAGUUCCUCGCCUCGUGUUCAACUGAUGCCACCGUGAUGAUCUGGUCCAUGGUUUCUGGUGAGAUUGAGGCGGUUUUGGAGCAUCCUGGGUGCAGGCCAGUGCGAGUCUGUACCCUGUCACCAGACUCCGCUCACCUGGUCUCUGGAGCCUCAGAUGGGUCUUUGGCUCUGUGGGACUUUCCAUCCAGACAAUGUUGCAGGACCGGAGCAGUGCCAGACAUGUCGAUGGUGGCUUGCUCGUUCAGCCCCUGCAGUCAGCUCUUUGUGACAGGGUCGACCUAUGGAGACUUGCGCCUCUGGGACCUGAACAUGAACCAACUCCACGCUGAGAAAAAUGCACACGACCUGGGAGUCAGCUGCUGCACCUUUUCCCCGGACAUCCACAGUGGGGGUCAGGUGGUGCAGUUUCGCCUGGCAUCUUGUGGUCAGGACAGUCUUCUGAAGAUCUGGGCUAUUAACAAGCACAAUGGUGGAGUCUACAAAAUGCAGUUGCUUAAUUCUCUGACUGGUCAGUCGGCUCCAGUGCUUUCUUGUGCAUACUCUGCUGAUGGACAGCUGCUUGUGUCAGGAUCUGUUGACAAAACGGUAACAGUCUAUGAUGCUGCAAAUGCCACUUUACUUUACACCUUGAGUCAACAUGACAGAUAUGUUACUGCAUGUUCCUUCUCACCUACUUCUCCUAUCAUUGCCACUGGAUCUAUGGAUAAAACUGUAAACAUCUGGAGGGUGGAAGAUGGAUGCAAUGGGCAAGAAGGAAAGUUGUUAAAUGAGACAACUGUUGUAUCAAAACAUGGGAGGGUGUCCUCGGGCCCAUCCAAGCUGAUGGUCAGUGAUUGGUCAGAGGAAGAUGUGUCUCUGUGGUUGGGGGAGGAGGGCCUGGAGGGAUUGGUGGAAACCUUUAAGUCCAAUAACAUCGACGGCACAGAGCUUCUGAGCCUCACCAAGGAAACACUGGUGUCAGAGCUGCACAUAGAAUCGGUGGGGCUGCGGGGUAAACUGAUGAGGAAAAUAGAGGAGUUGAAGAAUGCGAGUGUUUGCACAGGAGUCCCUGAUGAGUUUCUGUGUCCAAUCACACGAGAGCUCAUGAAGGACCCAGUCAUCGCUGCUGAUGGAUACUCAUAUGAAAGAGAGGCCAUUGAGAGCUGGAUCGAUAUUAAGAAUCGUUCAAGCCCCAUGACCAACCUUCCCUUACUGACCACUCUGCUCACCCCGAACCACACACUCAAGAUGGCCAUUGGACGCUGGAAAAUGACACACUAACUGCUAAAGGGAAGAGAAGAGUUCAUUUGCAAAAACAUAUACUGUAUUUUCUGGACUAUACAGCGCUCCAGAGUAUAAGUCGCACCAGCGAAAAUAUGCAUAAUAUUGAAGAAGAAAAACACAUAUAAGUCACACUGGACUAUAAGUCGCCUUUUUUGUGGAAAUUAUUUGACAAAAUCUGAGGCCAAGAUCAGACAUUUUAUCUUUAAAGGCAAGUUAUAAUAACAACAACAAAAUAGAGAACAAUAGGCUGAAUAGCAGUACAGCACGCUAUCAUAACACAUAGACAACAAACUGAAUACGUGUUUGGUAAGUUUACGUAAGAUAUUAACAGUUAAUCAGAUAACUACGCUAAUGUAACAUAUGCUUGUCCACAAACACAAGAGACACAAGAGUUCUUUUCACUGAGCUCUGGCUCAUAUUACAUAUACACACAAAAUUGCAUACGAACGCAUGGGAAAUACACAUACCAUUUUGGCCUGCUAGUAACCGGUGAACCGAAAACUUUAUAUUUUACUUUUCAAUUGUUUCUUAAACAGUGCUCUGUCGGGUAAAGACUUCACAUUAACGUAAAAACAUUUUGAAAACAGGAAGUAGUCUUUGCGACCUUAAACUAGACUUAAGAUAAACUAAACAUUUACAGUAUUGGUCCAAAUGAAAAAUGAUUACCCUUAUGGUCUUAUAAAUGAAGGGGAAAUGAUCAAGGGGAAAUUAAAUAUGAGAGGUAUAAGGUAAACAAGUCAAGUCAAUUUUCUUACAUGUAUUACAAACACACCAGCACCAUCUAUAGAUCAAACAAGUGAACUGUAUAAUCAACCGUUACAUAAUACAUAUUAAUUCAGCUACAUGAAGCAUAGACAACAAACUGAAUAAGUGUCUGGUAUGUUAACGUACGAUAUUAAAAGUUAAUCAGAUAACUAAAGCAUAAAAAAUAAGAUAAAAAGUUUACUCUUGAUCUCACUCCAAAUCACUAAAUCCAUUGAAUUCUUCAUCCUCGGUGUCACUUUUGAAUGACUCCAUCUGCUCCAGAAGUACAUGAAGCGUUGCUUCCGCUUUCGCUUGGCUGCCAUACUGGUACACAAGCCUAGAGUGCCCUUGCGUAGUUGUCAGUGUGACAAUAACAAAGAUGUGAAAUUAUGUAUUUAAUAAUUUCACAUAUAAGUCGCAUCUGAGUAUAAGUCGCACCCCCGGCCAAACUAUGAAAAAAAAUUGCAGACUUAUAGUCCGGAAAAUAUGGUAUCUCUGUCUUGAAAAUCUGUCUGAUUUCUUUCAUUUUUUUUCUUUUUAUGUUACCAUUUUGUUACCAUCUUCUAUACAUAUUAAAAAUGACAAUACAGUUGAGUGAAUUUGCGCAAGGGAUAGAAUAUUUUUAUUGUACUAAUAUUAAUUUGACCUUUGAAAACCCUGCUAGAAAAAUUAACACAAGGCACAAGGUUUACACAAGGCACUUUUCCAUUUUUGCAAAUGAACUCUAUAUUGCAAUGCUUCAGGGCUAUUUCAUUUCAAGACUUAAUUUAAAAUCUUCCUAAAAGUCAAUAUUUAGUUUUAUAUAAAUCUGCAUGCACUGUUCACUUACUGUUCACCAAUGGCAGUUCAGUUCAUUAGCAUAUUUCUUAUAUGAUUUAUAUGGGUCAUUUUUAAUUAUUUGUUAUAAUUCAGACCCAGUGCACCUAAGCUACAGUGAAAGCAUCCCAUUGUUAUUUUCAAAAUAUUCAGAUAUGUUUUAUUAAUAAAGGUGCAGAAUGUAAUUUUUCUUCUGGUUUAUUUGAGAUGUUAUUGGUUUAGAAUGUGUUUUUAUUGUAGAUUUCAAUAAAAACACCUGUAAUUGAGUAAAUGCAAGUUUAAAUAGUUAAUUGCUACAAUCUGGAGCAUUUUGGCAAUGCAAUAUCCUCUAUAAGGGGGUAAUGCGCUGGCAGACCCUCCACCAGAAAAGUCACAUAGUGCAACUUUAUUAUUAUUUUAUUUUUAAAAAGACCAAGUGGAAAUACAACAUGAAUGGUGCCAUUUAAUUCAUUGUAUCAGAAUUAGCCUUAUUCCUGCCAUAGCUCUUAAUAAUGUUAAGCUUGUUGAAGUCUUUAAAUGUAAUAUUAUUGUAACUCAAAAGGGAUUGUUUCAUUUUGGCUUAAUAUGCAAUUCAGUAAGCCAUACCUGCAAUUGCUUUGUGUCAAUAAAUUACAUUGUUCCACAUAUAGGCAUUGUUCACUUUUAAAUGUAAACAUUAUAUAUCAGGCUGUUUCAUUCAUUCACAUUACAUUACUUGUUUUCAUAUGUUAAUGUGAAAACUGUGACAAAAACACAACCACGUGUGUUCCUACAUUUGUCUUUUAUUUGACCACAAUAAUAUCUGUGGUACAUUCUAUAACCCAUAGCAGACUCUGGAGAGGGUUUAUGAAGUUCAGUGUCUUUAAGGAUUUUCAGUUCAUGUCCCUCCUAUAAAUGUUCAGAUAAAACAAUAAACACUCCAUA
Molecule: messenger RNA, 4044 nt
Organism: Periophthalmus magnuspinnatus
Lineage: Eukaryota; Metazoa; Chordata; Actinopteri; Gobiiformes; Gobiidae
Gene: wdsub1
Product: WD repeat, sterile alpha motif and U-box domain containing 1
Exons: 14
Coding region: 121-1578 (485 amino acids)
Biological process (GO): protein ubiquitination
Molecular function (GO): ubiquitin-protein transferase activity; protein binding
Source: RefSeq, a predicted model, not a curated record